UCAUUUUUAUUUUUUUCCUUCAAUAUCAGUACGUCAGCACCCUGUGGAGGAGAAGACAAUGACUGCUGAGACACUUAACUUCGGACCAGAAUGGCUCCGUGCACUGUCCAGUGGGGGGAGUGUGACGUCACCUCCCCCCUCUCCCGCGAUGCCAAAGUACAAGCUGGCGGAGUACCGAUACGGCAGAGAGGAGAUGUUAGCACUUUACAUUAAAGAAGAGAAGGUCCCAGAGGAGAUGCAGGAUAAGGAGUUUGCUGCUAUUCUCCAGGAGGAGCCUCUCCAGCCCCUGGCCCUGGUGCCUCUGACAGAGGAGGAGCAGAGAAACUUCUCCAUGUCUGUGAACAGUGUGGCGGUGCUGAGGCUGAUGGGAAAAGGUGGAGCAAUCCCAGCAGGUGUGGCCAGAGGAAGGGGCAGCACCAGAGGCAGAGGUCGGGGACGAGGCGACAGUGGAUUUUACCAAAGAAGUAUUGAAGACACGGAAGUGGGAUUUGGGCGCAGCGGGAGAGAGAUUCACCGCAGCCAGAGCUGGGACGACAGAGGAGAGAGGAGGUUCGAGAAGCCCAUCAGAAGAGAUGGAGUGCGUGUCGGGUUCGAGGAGGCGGGCCCUGGGCUCAGGAAGGAGUACACGCGUUCGGACAGCGAGAACUGGCGCACGCUGAGAGAGGAGCACGAGGACGAGGAGGGCGCUGAGCCUGGGGGCAGCUGGAGACUGGCCGGGUCACGCAGAGAUGACGGCGGCCCUCGCUCCGCGGGCUGGCGCGAGCACGGCGGCGAGCGGCGCCGCAAGUUCGACUUCGACUUCCGGGAGCACGGGGAGGGGCGGCGCCGCAGCGACAGCAUGGAGGAUGAGCGGGACGGCUUGCCGGAGUGGUGCACGGACGACGAGGACGGGGAGAUGGGCACCUUCGACUCCUCCGGGGCCUUCCUCUCCAUUAAGAAGGGCUCGAAGGAUCCGAUCCCCGAGGAGCAGGAGCUGGAGUUCCAGGGCCUGGAGGAGGAGGAGGAGGAGCCCAGCGAGGAGAGGGAGAGGAAGGACAGCAGCUCAGAGAGAGAAGCGAAGGAGGGCGUGGUGAUGUCCGAGGGAGAGGUGAAGGUCACCGCCCCCCCCUCGCCCCCGGCUGUCUCGGCUAACGCUGCUGCCGCUGCGGCUCCCGCCACCGGCACCCCCCCAGCGGUAACAGAGGCCCAGCCCGCGUCCCUGGGGCUGCCCUCUCCGGACGCGGACACUACCCCAUCCCCUGGGCUGGGACCGCACCCCGCCAGACCCAGCAAGACGAGCGGCGAAGAUAAUUCGCCAGUAGGGGGCACUGCCCAGCUGAGUCCUGGAACCUCCUCCACCCUCUCCUCCUCCCCCCCUUCCUCCUCUGCUGCUAUUGAAUUCCCUCAGGGAGGGGACACCGAGGAUGAUGAAGGGAUGAAGCACCUGCAACAGGAGGCGGAGAAGAUGGUGGCCUCGCUCCAGGACACGUCUCUGGAGGAGGAGUGCUUCACGCAGACGCUGCAGGAGAGCAGGAACACUGCCGCCGCCCUGCCGCUGUCGCACGAGGCGGCCAUGAAGUGGUUCUACAAGGACCCGCAGGGAGAGAUACAGGGCCCCUUCACCACGCUGGAGAUGUCGGAGUGGUUCCAGGCGGGCUACUUCACCAUGACCCUGCUGGUGAAGCGCGGCUGCGACGAGGGCUUCCAGCCGCUGGGAGAGGUCAUCAAGAUGUGGGGACGAGUGCCUUUCGCUCCUGGUCCGUCGCCCCCACCCCUGCUGGGGAAUAUGGACCAGGAGAGGCUGAAGAAACAGCAGGAGCUGGCAGCGGCAGCAGCUCUCUUCCAGCAGCUCCAGCAGCAGCAGCUGUUCCAGCUCAUCAACAGGUGCGGAGAGCAGGGUAUGAUUCCUUCGAUGAGCAGGUCGAUGUCAGUGCCAGAUACAGGGUCCAUGUGGGACAUGCAUACCUCAGCUUCACAGCCGUCAGGAGGUGAAGCCAGUUUAUGGGACUUAACAAUGAAUUCUUCAACUCAGGGUCCAACUCUCGAACAGCUACAGCUGGAGAGACAGAAGCUCCAGCAGGAGAGGCGAGACGCUGAACUCAGGGCUAAGCGUGAAGAGGAGGAGAGGAAACGGAGGGAGGAGAAGAGAAGACAGGAUGAGCAGAAACGGAGGGAACAGUGCCGGCAGCACGAGCUGAUCAUGAAGCUAAUCCAGCAGACCCAGCAGCAGGUGGCCGUUGCCUCGCAGCAGAACCCGUCCUCCUGGACCAGCCUGCCCAAGCAGGGCAAGAGCCUGCUGGAGCUGCAGCAGGAGGCGGAGAGGCAGCUGCACAAGCAGCAGCAGCAGCGGGCCCAGCAGCAGCAGAGAGCGCAUGGAGGUCUGUCCAUGGGCAGCCCGAGCGUGUCUUCCCUGGCGAGUCAGUGGGGGGAUGGCGCUGCGCUCUGGGCCAGCGCGAUGGAGGGCAAGACUGGGAUGGGCCUGUGGGAUGAGGCUUUGAAAAAUCAGGCUGGACUGAGGAACCUGGGUCUGAAGAACAGCCGCAGCAGUCCCUCACUCAGCGACCAGUACGUGAUGAACAGAAGGAAGCGCACAGAGGAGGAGGAGAAGCUGCUCAAGUUAUUGCAGGGCAUGAAGCCGCAGCCGCAGGACGGGUUCACUACUUGGUGCGAGCAGAUGCUGCACGCACUCAAUACCUCCUCCAACAACUCCUCCUCCCCCGACGUCCCCACCAUCGUGUCCUACCUGAAGGAGGUGGAGUCUCCGUACGAGGUCCACGACUUCAUCCGCUCCUACCUGGGAGACACCGUGGAAGCCAAAGAGUUCGCCAAACAGUUCCUGGAGCGCCGUGCCAAACAGAAAGCCAAUCACCACAGACAGCAGCAGCAGCUAUCUAAAGAAGUGGCAGGACUGACCAUGAACUUCCCUCUACAGGAUGCUAUGCGCAGUCUCAACCCUAGCAGUCUUCAGUCCAUGUUUCAGUCGGCUCACAGCGGGAAGGCGGGGGUGUACGACGGCAGCCAGGCCAGCAAGAUGAAGAAGAAGCAAACCAUGAUGCUUCACUCCGACCCCAGUAUAUUGGGUUACUCGUUCCACAGUUCAGGAGAGCGAAUGAGCCUGAGUGAGAUGGAGCCUGUGGAGGACUAUUGAAAUAGCAAUAGUGAUCCUGUUGCCUUUUGUCAAAUCAGUCUUACUGAUUGAGGAA
This is a messenger RNA of Lepisosteus oculatus (spotted gar), 3182 nucleotides long. Lineage: Eukaryota; Metazoa; Chordata; Actinopteri; Semionotiformes; Lepisosteidae. The record is from RefSeq and is a predicted model, not a curated record.